This is a messenger RNA of Fukomys damarensis (Damara mole-rat), 8430 nucleotides long. RefSeq names its product CAP-Gly domain containing linker protein 1 (gene Clip1). Gene Ontology annotation, biological process: cytoplasmic microtubule organization; positive regulation of microtubule polymerization. NCBI's taxonomy places the organism in Eukaryota, Metazoa, Chordata, Mammalia, Rodentia, Bathyergidae. The record is from RefSeq and is a predicted model, not a curated record. Bases 192 to 6254 code for a protein of 2020 amino acids. The transcript is spliced from 23 exons. Gene Ontology annotation, cellular component: microtubule plus-end; nucleus; cytoplasm. Gene Ontology annotation, molecular function: microtubule plus-end binding.
GACCUCACGGCCAGGAGGCUCAGUAUGUUGCCCAGUGUCUCGCAGGAUGUGAGCUGAGCCCUGGCCCAAUUCCACAGACAUCAUGAGAUUUAACCCUGAGACUGACUUCACUGUAGAAACACAGUUGUAUCAAUGGUUGGGGAAAGAUAGUGGUGACAGGCACAGGAGAAAUAGCUCUGAAAUACCAAAAAAUGAGCGUGCUGAAGCCAAGUGGGCUUAAGGCCCCCACCAAGAUCCUUAAACCUGGAAGCACAGCCUUGAAGACACCUGCUGCUGUUGCAUCUCCAGUAGAAAAAGCAAUAGCCAGUGAAAAAGCCUCAAGCACUCCAUCCUCUGAGACUCAAGAGGAAUUUGUUGAUGACUUUCGAGUUGGGGAGCGUGUGUGGGUGAAUGGAAACAAGCCUGGAUAUAUCCAGUUCCUUGGGGAAACCCAGUUUGCACCAGGCCAGUGGGCUGGGAUUGUUUUAGAUGAACCCAUAGGCAAGAAUGACGGUUCGGUGGCAGGAGUUCGAUAUUUCCAGUGUGAACCCCUGAAGGGCAUAUUUACCCGCCCUUCGAAGUUAUCACGGAAGGUGCAAGCAGAAGAUGAAGCCAACGGCCUGCAGACGGCUCACGCGUCCAGAGCUGCUUCACCUCUCUCCGCUUCUGCCGCCAGCGCCACAGGCUCCUCCCUGGCCGCCCCUGCACACCUUCCCCAGAAGUCCUCCCAGCCAACAGCCAAGGAGCCUACAGCCACACCUCAGAUCAGCAACCUUACGAAAACCGCCAGUGAGUCAGUCUCCAACCUUUCAGAGGCUGGCUCUGUCAAGAAAGGAGAGCGCGAACUCAAAAUCGGAGACCGAGUGCUGGUUGGUGGCACCAAGGCUGGUGUAGUCCGGUUUCUGGGAGAGACUGACUUUGCCAAGGGGGAAUGGUGUGGUGUGGAGUUAGAUGAACCUCUCGGGAAGAACGAUGGUGCUGUCGCUGGAACAAGAUAUUUUCAGUGUCAAGCCAAGUAUGGCUUGUUUGCUCCUGUCCACAAAGUGACCAAGAUUGGCUUCCCUUCAACCACACCAGCCAAAGCCAAGGCAGCCGCCGUGCGACGAGUGAUGGCCACCACACCUGCCAGCCUGAAGCGCAGCCCAUCUGCCUCCUCCCUCAGCUCUGUGAGCUCGGUGGCCUCCUCCGUGAGCAGCAAGCCCAGCCGGACAGGACUGUUGACUGAGACCUCCUCCCGCUACGCCCGCAAGAUCUCGGGCACCACUGCCCUCCAGGAGGCGCUGAAGGAGAAGCAGCAGCACAUUGAACAGCUGCUGGCUGAGCGGGACCUGGAGCGGGCCGAGGUGGCCAAGGCUACCAGCCACGUGGGGGAGAUAGAGCAGGAGCUAGCCCUGGCUCGGGACGGGCACGACCAGCAUGUCCUGGAGUUGGAGGCCAAGAUGGACCAGCUACGAACAAUGGUGGAAGCAGCUGAUAGGGAGAAGGUGGAACUUCUUAACCAACUAGAAGAGGAGAAAAGGAAAGUUGAGGACCUGCAGUUCCGGGUAGAAGAAGAAUCAAUUACCAAAGGCGAUCUUGAGCAAAAGAAACAGAUAUCUGAAGAUCCUGAGAAUACGCAGACCAAACUGGAGCAUGCCCGCAUUAAGGAGCUUGAACAGAGCCUGCUCUUUGAAAAGACCAAAGCUGACAAACUGCAGAGGGAGUUAGAAGACACUAGGGUGGCUACAGUGUCAGAAAAGUCACGUAUAAUGGAACUAGAAAAAGACCUAGCAUUGAGAGUACAGGAAGUAACUGAGCUCCGAAGAAGGCUUGAGUCCACUAAGCCUGCUGGGGAUGUGGAUGUGUCGCUUUCCCUUUUGCAGGAGAUAAGCUCUUUGCAAGAAAGGUUAGAGGUCACCCAUACUGACCACCAGAAAGAAAUAACUUCUCUGAAGGAGCAGUUUGGAGCCCGGGAAGAGACGUAUCAGAAGGAGAUAAAGGCUCUGCACACAGCCACAGAGAAGCUUGCCAAAGACAAUGAGUCCUUGAGAAGCAAGCUGAACCAUGCCAACAAGGAGAAUUCUGAUGUGAUAGCCCUGUGGAAAUCCAAGCUGGAGACUGCCAUUGGGUCUCACCAGCAGGCCAUGGAGGAGCUGAAGGUGUCCUUCAGCAAAGGGCUUGGAAUGGAGACGGCAGAAUUGGCCGAGUUAAAGACACAAAUAGAGAAAGUAAGAGUAGAUUACCAGCAAGAAAUAGAAAAUUUGCAAAAUAAACAAGACUCUGAACGGUCUGCUCAUGCUAAAGAGAUGGAAGUCCUAAAGGCCAAACUGAUGAAUAUCAUUAAGGAGAAGGAGAACAGCCUGGAAGCCAUCAAAUCCAAACUGGACAGAGCAGAAGACCAACACCUAGUAGAAAUGGAGGACACGUUAAACAAAUUGCAAGAAGCUGAAAUAAAGGUAAAGGAGCUAGAGGUACUGCAAACCAAAUGCAAUGAACAAACCAAGGUUAUUGAUAAUUUUACAUCACAGCUCAAGGCCACCGAAGAAAAGCUCUUGGAUAUUGAUGUGCUUCGGAAAGCCAUUUCCGAAGGUAAAUCGGAAAUCGAGAAACUUAGACAGCAGCUUGAGGCAGCUGAGAAACAGAUUAAAAAUUUAGAGAUUGAAAAGAAUGCUGAAAGUGGCAAGGCUAGUAGCAUUACCAAAGAGCUCCAAGGGAAAGAGCUAAAGCUUACUAGCCUGCAGGACAAUCUGAGUGAAGUCAGUCAAGCGAAAGAGGCUUUGGAAAAAGAACUUCAAAUUCUGAAAGAAAAGUUUACUGCUGCUUCAGAGGAGGCUGUCACUGUUCAGAGAAGUAUGCAAGAAACUGUGAAUAAAUUACACCAAAAGGAGCAAGAGUUUGACAAGCUGUCUUCUGAAUUGGAAAAGUUGAGAGAAAAUUUAUCGGAUAUGGAGGCAAAAUUUAGAGAGAGAGACGAAAGAGAAGAGCACUUGCUAAAGGCGAAGGAAAAAUUGGAAAAUGAUAUUGCUGAGAUAAUGAAGAUGUCAGGAGAUAAUUCUUCUCAGCUGACAAAAAUGAACGAUGAAUUGCGUCUGAAAGAGAGAUGUGUAGAAGAAUUACAGUUAAAACUUACAAAAGCUAAUGAAAAUGCAAGUGCUCUGCAGAAAAGUAUUGGGGAGAUAACUUGUAAAGCUGAACAGAGCCAGCAAGAAGCCACCAAAAAGCAUGAAGAAGAAAAGCAAGUAUUGGAGGGAAAACUGUUGGACCUGGAAAGGAAGAUGGAAACGAGCAACAACCAGUGUCAGGAUCUGAAAGCCAGGUAUGAAAAAAUCAGUUCCGAGACAAAAACAAAGCACGAAGAAAUCCUGCAGAGCCUGCAGAAGACGCUCUUGGAGACGGAGCAGAAGCUAAAGUCUGUCCAAGAGGAGAACAGAGGCUUGAUGCAGGAGAUGGAAGAACUGCGAGUACAGGCUGACAGAGCCAAAUCGCUAACUUAUUUGUUAACAUCAGCCAGAAAAGAAAUUGAACUAAUGUCAGAAGAGCUGAGGGGUCUGAAAUCAGAGAAGCAGCUUCUUGCACAGGAGGGAAAUACUUUAAAGGUAGAAAAAGGUUCGCUUUUAACAAAGCUUGUAGAAGUGGAGGCCAAAAUAACUUUGCUUCAGCAAGACCAGCAGAAACUGUGGUCAGUGAACAAAACUCUUAAUUUAGAGAAGGAGAAAGCCUUGGAAGAGAAGAAAGCUGCUGAAAAUCUUUGCCAGCAGGAACAUCUUGAUAAAGAAGCUUUGACUACAGAGAGAGCAAAAUUGCUUCAAGAAAUCAGUGUUGCUCAAGAAGAGCUCCUGAAGAUACACGUGGAAAACAGGUCUUUGCAAGCUUCCACAGCAAGCCUGCAGGUGCUCGUCGACGAGCUCCAGCUCUGCAGAGAUACUCUGGCAGCAGAGGCCGAGAAGGCUCUGGCAGAAAAAGGCUGUGUGCAGGAUCAGGUCAAGACGCUUGCUGCCGAAAACCUCGUCUUGGUGAAAGACAAGGAUGACAUCAUUCAGAAGCUUCAGAGCGCCUACGAGGAGCUCGUCACAGAUCAGAGGGCCUUGGCCCGGGAGAUUGAGGCACUCACUGCUGAGAAGGAGGCAACGGCUGAGAAGCAGUCAGGCCUGGACAGUGUGUGCCGAGCCUUAACAGCAGAACGAGAAAGCCUUCUCCAGAGCAACAGAGACUUGCAGUUGGAGAGGGACUCGCUGCGUCAGGGUCAGGAGAAGCUGAGUGCCAGUUUGGAGGCCACUCUGCAGCUUAAGCAGCUACUCAGCACAGAAGCUGGGGUGCUGCGCACACAGCUGGACUCUGCCAGCAAAGCGCUGAGGAAGGCCGAGCUGGAGACCAGGCAGCUGCAGGCCACCAACACGAGCCUCACGAAGCUCCUGGAAGAGAUCAAGGCCAGCCGGGCCGUCACAGACUCAGAGUGCAUUCAGCUUCUCCAUGAGAAAGAGACCUGGGCUGCCUCAGAGAGGAGGCUGCUGUCUGAGAAGGAAGAACUUUUGAGUGAGAAUAGGGUCAUCACCGAAAAACUUAACAAGCAGUCUCAAGAGACCUCCCAUAUUGAGAUAAGCUUGAAUGAGAAGAUUGUGCACCUCAUGUCUGAGAAGGAGGUGGCCUGUCAGAAAAUUACUCAGCUUAAAAAGCAGCAGGAGAGUCUCUUAAAGGAAAAAAAAUCAGCUCUGGAAAUACAAAAUGGAGAUUUACUUACAGAGAGAGAAAAUUCCAUCCAAGCCAUAGGAGACCUUAAGAGGAAAUAUGACCAGGAAGCUGCAAGCAGAAGAAUAAUUGUGCAUGAGAAGAUGAAACUUCUUGGUGAUAUUGAUGCUCUGAAAAAGGAGAUUCAGGAGAAAGAAAAGGAAAACCCAGAGCUAGUGGCCAGUGAGUGUGACCUAUCUUUGAAGCUAAAAGAGGCGCAGAAUGCCAAACGGAACCUGGAAAAGGAGCACACCACUGUGAUGCAAGCGAGGGAGAACUUGAACGCCGAGCUAAAGACUUGUUGCUGUGAAAAGAGCAUUUUGCUGAGGGAUGGCUUGAACCUGCAAGAAGAAUGUCAGAAAUUAAAUGAGGAGGUCCAUGAAGUGCAGCAGUCCUUAGUCCUAGAAAAAGAAGCCGGAGCAAAGGAAAAAGAGUCAUCCUUGUAUGAAAACAAUAAACUCCAAGGGAGAUUAGUGCUCCUGGAGCAGGAGGUAGAGGGGUUGAAAGUAUGUACCAAGCAGCUCCAGUCCGAGAAGUUUGUACUAAUCCAAGAAAAGACCAAAUCUGAGCAAAAAGUGGUAGAGAUUAUUAAGGAAAAGGAACUCCUGAGUGCAGAAACGGCCCAGCUCGCUGCCAAGAUAGAGACCCUGAAAAACGAUUUUGCCACCUUGUCCAAGUCCAAGUCAGAACUGCAGGAGCUGCACAGCUGCCUCACCAAGAUCCUGGAUGACCUUCGGCUGAAGCAUGAGGUGACGGUGGCUGAGAAAGCCAAGGUCAUGCAAGACAGCAAGAACCUUCUGGCUGAGAAAAGAGAACUGAUGCUGAGAAGGGAUGAGCUCUUGAAGGAGAAAGAAAAGCUGGAAGAAAGCUACUUCAUCCUCCAGAAAGAAAUUAGCCAGCUGGCCAAAACCAACAGCCACAUUUCAGCCAAUCUUCUAGAGUCUCAAAGUGAAAACCGUACUUUGAGGAAAGACAAGAGCAAACUUACCCAUAAAAUUAGAGAGCUUGAGACUCUUCAUUCAUUCACGGAGGCCCAGACUGCAGAAGACACCACGCAGAUAAUGGAACAGAUGACCAAAGAGAAGACUGAAACUCUGGCCUCCUUAGAGGACACGAAGCAAACAAAUGCAAAACUGCAGAAUGAAUUGGAUACACUCAAAGAGAACAACUUGAAAAAUGUGGAAGAGCUGAACAAAUCCAAAGAACUUCUGACUGUAGAGAAUCAAAAAAUGGAAGAAUUCAGGAAAGAAAUAGAAACCCUAAAGCAGGCGGCAGCUCAGAAGUCCCAGCAGCUCUCAGCGUUGCAGGAAGAGAACAUCAAACUUGCCGAGGAGCUGGGGAGAAGCAGGGACGAAGUCACAAGUCAUCAAAAGCUGGAAGAAGAAAGAUCUGUACUCAAUAAUCAGUUGUUAGAAAUGAAAAAGAGAGAAUCUGAGUGGUGUUCUUGCAGCCCUUCUGUCCUGUUGUUGCGUUCUUCCCCUUUUGGCCCUUUUAGCAAAACCAAGCCAUGCCAGCCAGUGUGGCCCCAGCAUGCCGCAGUCAGCAACCCAGCUGUCAGUCUCUUGGCAUAAGUGUUUUAACUCAGCCCUUCUUGGUUUGCACAGUGGAAUUAGGGCUUAGCGAUGGCCUAAGAAGCCGUCAGUGAAGCUCUGUCACAAAGCUGAGCUGUGGGGGUCACUUGUCCUGUCAUUUGCAGGUUACCUUCUUAACCGUGCCUCCUUUGGUAAACCCACAGGAAGUGCUCUGCAGGCCAUGUCCCCAAGAAUCGGCCUGGCCGAGAGGUGGCAAGUGUGUGUGACAGAAGCACAGCCUGCUUGGUGGCCUGGAGAAGUGCACCUGUCCUUUUCCCUGCUGCCAGUGGGCAGUGUUUAUUCCUCCCCAACUCUGAGAGUCUGUGGGAUCAUGGCCAACUAGAGCCCUGAGAGAGAGAGAAAUCUAUCCUCGGUAACCCCCAGUCCUGGGGGUUAUCAGCAGAGUAGCUUAAAGUUAUAUUUUUCAAAUUUGAGUUGGGUUUAUAACAAGGGAGGCUCUGGAAAUCAUUUUUAUAGUAGAACAGACUACCAAAGGAGUAUAAUAGAAACUUAAGGAGCCCGGGAUUUAUUGCAUCUUGGAAUGACAGCAGACACACUGCAUGUGGCAAGCAGUCCCCGCAUGUGCCCUCCAUUCACAUUGUUUUAGCUUAAGGAGAUCCCACUUUCUAAGAAGGUUUUCUCAGUAAUCAGUGGCACCGAUGUGCACUACUUGGCAGUGUUUUUAACUCAAGGAAUGUCUAUAAGUCUCAGAUUCUUCUCUUACUACUUACCAUUCUGGAGUGUAAGUGUAAGCUGCACAACAAGAUUAAAAACAGCACUUAUAUUUUCAUCUUUGUGUAGAAUUUCAACUUAUCAUAACCACAAGAAUUCGUAAUUCCUGUGCCGGAUAUCUUGGGUCUCACUAACCAGACAUACAUUCUGCCAUUUCUAACCUGGGCCUCAGUUUCCUACUCCUCCAGUUGGGUUGAAACAGACUGAACCAUCCCAUGCUCUGCAUUCACCCAGCCUCCUUCCAGCAGAACCUGUUGUAAUUGGGCUGCAGUUGGCUUGCUGGCGCUCACUGUGUGCCCUGAGGGGAAGCCUGGGCCGCUUUCUCCAGCUCCGGUUCCCUCACCUAGUUAGCAGUAGGAGGUCUUUUUCCUCUUGCAUUUCACACUGCAUGGAAUUUAAAAGAAGUUUUUAUUUUAAACUAAGAGGUGCAGAAGAAGUGCAGCCAGUUCCUAGUGCCCUCACCCAGCUGCCCCUGAUGCGAACAUCUGACACAGUGUGGUGCGUGUCAAGCCCAGAAAGUCCCCAGGCGCAGGGCUGCUGGCUGCUCUCGGUGGUGUCCAGCCUUUUUCUCACCCAGCAUCCGAGUUGGGAAGCUUGGUUGCUCUUAGUGUCCUUAGUCUUGCCCACUGUGUGGCAGCCACGUCUCACUCAUUGUUUUUGACAAGAGAUUUAAAAUACCACACAGUGAAAAUGCAUAGCCGCCUGCCCUGUGGCUGAACACUUGUGUCUUGUCCUCCCUCCCUGUUUCCCUUCUCCUUCCUCUCUCUGCCCACUGCCUGACCAGAUGCUUCCCUCUCACUGAAGCCUUGAACAGGGAGGAGACUGAAGCUUUGUCUUCCAGAACCUACCCUCGUCUUAGUAUUUCCUGCUCCAACAUUUAUGCAUUUUAUUUUCUAUGAGCCACCUUCACUUGCGCUUCAGAGUCUGUGGUUGAGAAGUAGUAAUCCUUCCCUUGGAACAAUAGUUUGGCCCACAUGAUCCAAAACCUUGCUAAAAAGUUACUGAAAUUAGUGAGAACCAACUGAUAUUUCCAGCAUAAACUGCUCUGCAUGACAUCUGUAUAAUUGCUUUGCAUGUAUGUAUUUUAAUUGUCAAUGCUUGGUAAUAAUUUAUUCCAGAAGUAGCAAAAUUCAGCUUGGGGUUCUAUUUUGGUAUAAUUGGGGAGGAGAGGGAUGCAAUAGUCAAAUUUAUUAACCUGUCUUUUUAAGUUCAAAUGGAUACAAUGAUAUGCAGAUUCUGGCAUGUCUAUGCAUAGGUAAACUUUUUCUCCCCUCACAGUAAGUAAAAUUUCAAGUAAAAUUUUCAAGCAUAAUAGCCUUAAUUGCAUAUAAAACUUCCCUGUUAUACUUUUUUUUUUAACGAUAACUACAGUUAUCCGCAAGUUUGUUCUAGAGCAGUUGUGUGCUGACCACUCUCCUGGUUGAUUUCUGGAACUUUGUUAACU